Nematostella vectensis (starlet sea anemone) is the source of this 2296-nucleotide messenger RNA. RefSeq names its product 5-hydroxytryptamine receptor. Gene Ontology annotation, cellular component: membrane. NCBI's taxonomy places the organism in Eukaryota, Metazoa, Cnidaria, Anthozoa, Actiniaria, Edwardsiidae. Gene Ontology annotation, molecular function: G protein-coupled receptor activity. The record is from RefSeq and is a predicted model, not a curated record. The transcript is spliced from 4 exons. Bases 967 to 1941 code for a protein of 324 amino acids. Gene Ontology annotation, biological process: G protein-coupled receptor signaling pathway.
GAUUCAAGGGUCGUAUCAAGGAGAGUCUGAAAGCUGUUUUAGCUGUAUGGUCGAAACGCAUCAAGUUAAAACCAAACUUGCAAAAAAUAACGAAAAGCAGAAAAUUGUUACGCGAACGGACAAAAAGGCGUCUCGCAAGACUUAAUGGCUUAAACAAAGUCUUCAACGUGUCUCUUCUGUCUUAAAGUGCCCACUCGUCUCUUAUUCAAGAUCUUGCGGUUGUGAUAGUCUAGCCUUUCAAGCGAAGAACAGCUUCUUCCAGGAUUUAGUCUAACGUUAGACCCAGACGAGGCAAGACGAAGCUGUCACUCGAGUUGGCCGUGAGGCGACAAGAAACUCUGAACGUGGGAGAGAAGAGUUGCUACAAUUCUCAUAGCAAUUGGGCACACAGAAAGACUUCACAGUGGAAUUUCAUGUGUUUGACAGCAUCGUAAAAAAAUUUCGCUCAGGUGCUGCGCGACGUCUAUGCCGUUGUAACAAUUAUAAAAAAAACACAGACGCUUCACUCGCUGCAAGAGGUGCAAGAUAAGUUCUGAGAGAAAGACGUGAAGUUUGUUCACUCAUCACUACCGGGGAUAAGAAAAUUGCUUUGGCAACUUGUGAAACCUUUGUGGAAAAAAACGUGCUCUAGGAAAGUGGCCAGUUUCGUGUAUGCACGUUUUCUCUACCCUAGCAAUUUCUUCCCCCACAAACCGCCGGAGGGAAAUCAGCGAGAAGUGGUUUAUUUUGCUGGUGACGCCUUUAUUUAAGAAUCGUGUGUAUUUGCAAGAAAUAUUGAUAAAUUCGAAGAGCAACACGAGAUGGAAAGAUAACGGUUGUAUCAUUUUACGUCAUAAAGUUUCGCGUAAACCUUCGUGACGUUUUAUCGGAAAAGUGUAUAUAACACGCAACGUGAACUAAGUUGAUCAAAAUUUACAAGAGCUCUUAGGGAAAAAAGAAAACUUCAGCAUCAUCAAAGAAAUCAAAAUGAAUAACUCGACGUCUUCAAGUCUCAAAGACUCUGGUAUUGUGUGGUGUAUACUUUUUUCAGUCCAGUCCAUUUUUAUUGUGGUUUUGAACACGAUGACGGUUGCAACAUUCCUAAUCAAUCGACAUCUUAGAAAGAGAAGCGUGUACCUCUUGAUAAACCUAUGUAUCGCUGAUCUGUUCGUCGGGCUAAUUUCUAUGCCUUUUUGCAUCUAUGACAUCGGCCUAAGAUCAGGAAUUUUCACUACGGUCAUUCCGAAAAUGACAUUCUAUUUCCUCUACGUUUUCAUCGACAUUUGUUUCGGACUCUCAUCUGUUGUUAACCUGACUUUCAUCGCACUAGAGCGCAUGCGCGCAACGGUGUGGCCCAUACGUCAUCACAGCUCAAGACCCCAGAUGUACUUCUACUUGAUCGUCGCUGCAUGGCUUAUCCCAGCAGCCAUCGCGGGAUGGCAAGUUGUGAAUCUUAAAUUUAGGAACCUUUUACUGCCAUAUUGGAUCCCACACGUUAUCAUCCUGGGGCUUUUACUUAUCAUCGCGUUUUCGUACACCGUAGUUUUUGUCAGCUUCAAGAAAAAGAUCUGGAAUGGAUCGAACUUCACUCGGAGCCUUCGCACAAGCACAAGCAGUCGACGCGACCGAAAACUCGCUGUGACGCUCUUCGUUGUCACGGCAACGUCAUGUCUCGCCUGGUUACCAUUUUUCGUGCUCUAUCUUAUAAUCCUAUACACAAAAUUCACUGUCUCUUACAACACUAUAUAUGCGUUUAAACUUUUGCAUUACAGCAACUCUUUUGUUAACCCAAUAAUCUUUGUUAUCAAGAUGAGGGAGUUCAGAGCUGCUUUCUUCUCGUUGCUAAGGAGAUGCUCACGUGACCAAGGAUAUGUACAGCAAUCAAUGAUUCUGUUGGAGUCCAUUUUAAAACACCGACGGUCUCUGAAAGAACAAGGCAACCAUUGUGGGGAGUCAUCGUAGAAAAACGUAUGUAGGGACAUAGGAACUCAAACAUCUCAGUGCAGAUUUUAGCGAUAAAUCUUUUUCUCGUUUUUUUUUAGAUAAAUGGUGUUUUGGAAGUUUUAUAGCUUUAAGACAAAAACAUCGUGAUAUUAUUUUGUCUGGGAAGGCCAGAAACGAAAAAAACACUAAUGGCGCUGAAGGCUAAACUCACACUCAUGAGAAACUAAUUUUAGGUGACAUCGACAGAGUUCGCUUAUAACCGCCUGAAGCCAGGCGUCACAGUGUUUUAAACAGCAGCUGCAUAGACUGUGGAUGGAAGAUACUAUAGUAUUCGAGCCCUAUUGGUAAAAGAGAUAUAACACCUUAUAUAAUU